This is a messenger RNA of Puccinia triticina, 1215 nucleotides long. RefSeq lists its product as uncharacterized. The coding region runs from base 1 to 1215 and encodes 404 amino acids. The record is from RefSeq and is a predicted model, not a curated record. NCBI's taxonomy places the organism in Eukaryota, Fungi, Basidiomycota, Pucciniomycetes, Pucciniales, Pucciniaceae. The transcript is spliced from 2 exons.
AUGUCGAAUGGACUGGACAUCGACGAGCCCAUUGGACUCCUAGACAUCGAUGAGCCCAGUGGACUCGUAGACAUCUAUGAGACCGAUACAAUAGUAACCCAUCGGUUCCGGAACCAAGUAGAAUUUGCAGCGAAGGGUUUGGCACGUCUGGCCAACCACGACUACACUCUCGGACUGUAUAAUACCCCGGCAGAUCUCUCUAUCAACCGACUGCGCUCGAAGAAAUAUCUCUUAACCGAGCUACACUCUAACCUGCUGCCCGUUCUACGACAGCAGAUCAUCAGUCUCUCGCAAGCCCUCGGUGACUCAAACAGCCUGCGGCUCAACCCGGCCCCUACCCUGAAGCUCGUGAUAGCCAUCCAACCAAAACUUGAACUUACUUUGCAUCGAAUAAUUCGCGCGAUCAAAGAUCUCAUUCCCGGAAUGGUAUACGAAUCAACCUUAACAAAUGACCAGCACUUCAAAGAGCUCAAGCGCUAUAGACUACGCGGUUUGGAUUGCUUCAUUAAGGACGUAUUGAGAACUCACCUCAAUUCAUUUUUUUUGAACUGCCGUCGGCUCAUUGAAACACUCAUCCUCCCAGCCGGCGAUCAAACUGACGUCCAAGCUCUAUUCAUUGGCGAACUCCUGCAAUCGAUUGAUUCCGUUGUCACCUGGUCACAUGGAUCCGAGUUACAUCGAAUUUCUGAUCAGUGGAAACUCUCGGCGAACCAUCUUAAUUUUCUCUUGAACAACGCUUUCUUCUUAGCGGAACCAAACCAGGGAAGCUACACAGGAUCAGUCAUCGAGCUCACCAAAUCGUUCAUACCAGUAAUCAAACUAUCCAAGUUAUUUUUUAACAAAAUGACAACUGGUGGCAUGGCCAAAAACAAGCUACCUAUUUUCACAGAAAUGUCUUCUCAUCAACUCCGCUCACUAGACGAAUCAGUUGAAGAAAUCAAAAAUUAUACCGGUGGUUUAAUGUAUCUCUUGCCAUUAGCUGUUGAGGAUCAACAAGUGCCUACUAUAACUCUUGGCGAUAAUAUCGAGAAACUCUCAGCUUGUUUUCAAUCUUGUUUGUUUCUUAUAGACCUUUAUAUUUUGCCGAGAUGCGUAGAGACCAAUAGUUGUUCUUCUCAAACUUGCCUCAGAACUUGGCUUGUUACUUGGAGGACUUUGUUCUCCCAAGCUACCAUUAAUGCCACUGAAGCUUGCGAAUCCUAUGAAGCGGAAUAA